Molecule: messenger RNA, 1520 nt
Organism: Diatraea saccharalis (sugarcane borer)
Lineage: Eukaryota; Metazoa; Arthropoda; Insecta; Lepidoptera; Crambidae
Source: the annotation of a GenBank genome assembly
ACAAUUGCAGUGUUUACAGCAAACAAUACAAAAUGAUCUCACAGAUCGCAAUUUUUGCCCUGGCUAUUGCCAUUGUACACGCAUCCAGCGCUGACUACUCUAGCUUCUCGUACGGCGUCCACGACCCUCACACCGGCGACGUCAAAGAUCAACGUGAAACACGAGUUGGAAGCAAUGUGGUCGGUCAGUACUCGCUCCUGGAAUCCGAUGGAACCAAACGUAUCGUAGAUUACGAAGCAAACCCACAUACUGGCUUCAAUGCUGUCGUACGUAAACAAGGUUUGGCUGCCCAUCCGGCUUCUUCGGUAUACCGUGGGUAUGCCGCUUCACCAGCAAACUACGUUAAUGCCUACACACCCAGCGCUAUCGUAUAUGCCCAGACUACGCCAUAUGCCCAAGCCUCACCAUACGCCUCCUACGGUGGCUACGCCCAUGGCUACAACAGUUUAGCAUCGCCACUAGCCUACGGAGGAUACAAAGGUCUUUCUACUGGAUAUGCCUAUCGUGCUGGCUUAGGUUACGGAACCGAGCUUGGGAUCACCUUGAGGUCUGAAUGUGGCGCACAUCGCAAUGUCUGUCUCGAUACCGAUCUAAUUUGUAUAAUUUAUAUGUUCGCAUGCCCACGCCUGCGCGUUCUUCACUCCUAUAUAAAGCUCGCGGCACGCUUCAUCAGUACUCACUCUUCGAAUUACCUCGAAUCGAAACCCAUCGCAAUGGCAGCUAAGUUGGUUGUAGUGCUCGCCGCCUUCAUGGCCGUAGCCCAGUGCUCGGUGGUGCCAGUGGCGCGAGCAGACGCUGACUACACGAGUUUCGCGUACGAUGUAGCCGACCCCAACACCGGUGACUUCAAGAGUCAGGUGGAGACGCGCGUGGGUGGUGUGGUGCAGGGCCAGUAUUCGCUCCUCGACGCUGACGGCACCAAACGUACAGUCGAUUAUGCCGCUGAUGAUGUCAACGGAUUCAACGCAGUCGUUCGCAAGGAUCCUGCUGUCGUCGCUGCUGCACCCGUAGUGGCCGCUCCCGCUAUUGCCGCCCCCGCAGUGGUCGCUGCCCGCACUGUUGCCGCCCCCGUUGUAGCUGCCGCUCCCGCGGUAGUUGCCGCCCGCACUGUAGCUGCCGCCCCCGUUGUGGCUGCCCGCACUGUAGCUGCCGCUCCUACUGUCUAUGCCGCGGCUCCCUCCGUCUACGCUGCCGCUGCCCCCUCCGUUUACGCUGCCGGUGUCCCCUCUGUGUACGCUACACGUGCUGUCGCUGCCCCUGCUGUCUACUCUGCCUCCGCUCCCGCUGUAUACUCUGCGGCCACAUAUGGCGCUGCUCCAACUGUAGUAGCCGCACGCACAGUGGCCUCUCCUUACUACGCUGCCUACUCCGCCCCCGUCUCUUACUGGUAAACGAACGCCUUGUGUGAAGGCAUACUAGUUUAACUGCGACGAGUUCAAAUUUUGACAUUGUAAAUAGAUACCAGAUAAUAUUAUUUGUACAUUUAUCUAUGUAUAAAUUAAAGUCAUAUUUUUAAUAUA